GCAUGGAUACAGGUCAUGGUCUUUCCUAUCCUCUACAACUGGGUGAUCAUUAUAUGCCGGACUUGUUUCGAUGCUAUCGAGGAGAAUUACCUGGCAGUGUGGCUCACUGUUGAUUACGUAUCAGACCUGUUCUAUGUGGCAGAUACUGUGGUCAGAUUUCGUACAGGGUACCGGGAUCAGGGCAUCUUGGUGACAGACAUCACCCUCCUGAAGAAGCAUUACAUGCGCUCCUCUCGGUUCUACUGGGACAUGGCGUCCCUCCUGCCCACGGACCUGCUGUACCUGCAGCUGGGCAUCCACAACCCCCUGGUACGAGUCAACCGCUUCCUGCGUACUGCGCGGCUCUCCGAGGCCUUCGAACGCAUGGAGACGCGCACCUCCUACCCCAACACCUUCCGCAUCUCCAAGCUCAUGCUCUACAUUUUCGUGCUGAUCCACUGGAAUGCCUGCCUGUACUUCGCGCUCUCCAAGUACAUUGGCUUCGGGGCAGACCGCUGGGUGUACCCCAACAUCUCCAACCCGGUCUUCGCCUCCGUUCGGCGCCAGUACUUCUACUGCUUCUGGUUCUCGGCGCAGAUCUUCACCACGGUUGGGGACACGCCGCUGCCGAACCGGGAGGAGGAGUACCUCUUCAUGAUCACGGACCUGCUCAUCGCCGUGCUGGCAUUCGCCUCCAUCGUGGGCAACGUGGGCACUGUGAUCACCAACCUAAGGGACCGCGACAAGUUCUUCUUCCCCAACCACGAGCUGGUCAAGGGGUACCUGAGCAGCCACCGCAUCAGCAACGAGCUGCGCGGCCGUGUCAACAGCUGGUAUCAGCAUCUGCACAUCAACAAGAAGAUCACCCGCGAGAACGAGAUCCUGCAGCAGCUGCCCGACACGCUGCGCACUGACAUUGCCGUCAGCGUGCACCUGCCCACCCUCUCCAAGGUGACCAUCUUCCAGAACUGUGAGACCAGCCUGCUGGAGGAGCUGGUGCUGAAGCUCACGCCACAGGUGUACAGCCCAGGGGAGUACGUGUGCAGGAAAGGGGACGUGGGGCAUGAGAUGUACAUCAUCAGAGAAGGGAAGCUGGCUGUGGUGGCUGAUGAUGGAGUCACUCAGUAUGCUGUCCUUGGGGAGGGAACCUUCUUUGGUGAGAUCAGCAUCCUCAACAUCAAAGGGAACAAGUCGGGCAACCGGCGCACGGCCAACAUCCGCAGCAUCGGACACUCAGACCUUUUCAGCCUGUCCAAAGAGGACCUGACAGACGUGCUGUCCGAGUUCCCGGCGGCCAAGAGGCUUCUGGAGGAGAAGGGGCGGCAGAUCCUCACCAAGAUGGGCAAGCUGGAGGAGACGGCCGUGAUGGACGGACCCAAGGAUGAGGAGCAGAUGAGGAGGAAAGCAGACCAGCUGGAGGACAGCAUUUACGCCCUGCACACGAAGCUGGCCCGGCUGAUGGCUGAGCUAGAGUCCAGCGACUAUAAGAUGCUGCGACGGGUGGAUCUGCUGGAGAAGAAGGGGGCGGUGUGGAAGCCUCCGGAAGAAGGGGAGGAGGAGGGGAAGGCAGAAGCUGAAGGGCACAGUGAGGCGGAGGACAGGAAAGGAGGAGGCACAGGAGAAGGGACGGAGGAGCCGGAGGAAAGAGAAAGGGAAGAGAGUGGAAGAGGAGGGGAGGAGCAAGUGAGGGAGGGAUCAGGAUGUGAAGGAGAGGAGAAAGGAGAAGAGAAGGAUGAGGGAGGCGGAGUGUCAGAUGGAGGGGCGAGUAAGCAGGGAGGGGCUUCUCAGAAGGAGGUGGGUGGGAAACCAGGAGGCGAGGAGGAAAGCAAAGGUGAGGCUGGGGGGGAUGUGGCAGAGGACAAGGGGCAGAAGGGAGAGGAAGAAAGAGGGGAUGCAAUGGGAAAGGAUGAGAAGACCAGCGAGAAAGAGGAACACACGCAGGAUGAGGGAAAGAAAUAA
Molecule: messenger RNA, 1938 nt
Organism: Conger conger (European conger)
Lineage: Eukaryota; Metazoa; Chordata; Actinopteri; Anguilliformes; Congridae
Gene: cnga4
Product: cyclic nucleotide gated channel subunit alpha 4
Exons: 5
Coding region: 16-1938 (640 amino acids)
Biological process (GO): monoatomic cation transmembrane transport
Cellular component (GO): plasma membrane; intracellular cyclic nucleotide activated cation channel complex
Molecular function (GO): cGMP binding; intracellularly cGMP-activated cation channel activity; protein-containing complex binding
Source: RefSeq, a predicted model, not a curated record